Messenger RNA from Danio aesculapii, 4667 nucleotides. RefSeq names its product solute carrier family 19 member 1 (gene slc19a1). Gene Ontology annotation, biological process: folate transmembrane transport. The record is from RefSeq and is a predicted model, not a curated record. Gene Ontology annotation, cellular component: basolateral plasma membrane; apical plasma membrane; plasma membrane. Gene Ontology annotation, molecular function: folic acid binding; folate:monoatomic anion antiporter activity. Lineage: Eukaryota; Metazoa; Chordata; Actinopteri; Cypriniformes; Danionidae.
CAAUCUGUGAAAAGUGUAAAGCUUUCGGAUAUUACCUUUGAGGAUCAACAUUCCUUAAGCAUUUUGUACUCUCACUACAUUAUUGCUAAUAAUUAAAGCAUCAGUAUUGCUGUAACAUGGUGGAAGAAAGUACAGUCAAUGAAAGGACAGAGGAUGAAGAGAACAUGACUGAUGAGAACGGACAACCUGUGGAAAAUAUGGCUCCAGAUUCAGUCAUCCUUGAAACCAAGGAAGACCUGGAAGCCCAAACGCAAAAGACCAGAGCCUGGAUGUGGUCUGUGGUUUAUCUCUGUUUCUACGGCUUCAUGGUGCAGCUCAAGCCAGGAGAGCCGUUUAUCACACCGUACCUGCUCAGCACAGAGAAGAACUUCACCAGAGACAGGUGUGGUGUGACCAAUGAAAUCAAUCCAGUCCUCUCUUACUCCUAUAUGGUAGUGCUGGUACCGGUGUUUCUACUGACAGAUUACCUACGCUACAAACCUGUGCUGGUCCUCCAGAGCUUGAGUCAUGUUUCCAUUUGGCUCUUGCUGCUUUUGGGCACCUCGUUGCUGGAGAUGCAGUUUAUGGAGUUUUUUUAUGGCAUCACCAUGGCUGCCCGUGUGGCAUACUCCUCAUAUAUCUUCUCACUGGUACCAGCAACGGUUUACCAGCGAGUAGCCAGCUAUUCCCGCUCAUCGGUGCUCAUGGGAGUCUUCACAAGCUCUGUGCUGGGUCAGAUGUGUGUGUCUCUUGGAGGUAUAUCAUACACAAUGUUAAGUGCCGUCUCUCUGGGCUUUGUCACUUUUGGGCUACUCUUGUCCUUCUGCCUGCCAUGGCCCAAGCGUAGCAUGUUUUUCAACAAAGCCCGUAUGGAGGAGGAAAGGAAGGAAGCAGCCAAGUCAGAAUUAGCCAAAAUGAAGCCAGAAGAGAAGCAUGGCAUUGUAGAAGGGCUGGACAGCAAACCCAGUUCCCCUUCCUGGACAAAUUCAGUGUUUGUUGGGAUGCUAAAGGAGUUAAAGAACGUUGUAAAAGUGCCUAGUUUAAGACUUUGGAGUUUGUGGUGGGUGUUCAAUUCCACCGGUUAUUAUUUAGUUUUGUUUUACGUGCACAUCCUAUGGAAUAAAGUCUACCCUGCUACAGAGAACAAGAAUGUCUACAAUGGAGGAGUUGAAGCCGCCUCUACAUUACUCGGUGCGAUCACAUCGUUUGCAGCAGGCUAUGCAAAAAUUCGAUGGAAUCUUUGGUCUGAAUUGGUAAUUGGAUUAAUUACUGCUGCACAAGCUGCUCUGCUUCUUCUCAUGGGGAUGACCGAAGAUAUCUGGGUUUGCUAUGUGGCAUAUGCACUGUUCAAAGGCUUCUACCAGUUCCUGGUGCCCAUUGCUAUUUUUCAGAUUGCCUCCUCUCUCACUAAGGAACUAUGUGCAUUAGUGUUUGGUGUAAACACGUUUCUUGGAACAAUCCUGAAAGCCAUCAUCACUAUAAUUGUGGCAGAUAAGAGGGGAUUGGCACUGAGUGUUCAUUCUCAGUUUUUGGUUUAUUUCUUUUACUUCACCCUGCUGACUGUUAUUUAUCUGGGCUGUAGUGCAUUCAUCAUCACGUGUCAUUAUCGCAAUCAGAGGGCAGGUGCCAAGAGUACGGAAGAAGCCGUCAUCGCUGAACUUAGUCCCAUUGCAGCAGCUGCUAGUGAAAGCACUACGGUACAUAAUGGCACCAGCAUCAAGACAUAAGAUUUAAAUGAAUUGUGCCUACAGAUGGAGAAUUCUCCAUUUCUUAAACUGUUACUUCAAAAUCAGAACGUUUUAAUAUUUUAAGUACGAAUAACCUUGGUGUUAUUAUUUUUUGUGAGGAUUAGCGCUGAGUAUAUAUUUUUUUCUUUGAAGCAAAGAUUGAGGUUGUCAUCGUCACUAAUGGAAAAUAUAGGCUUGAACUGAGAUAAUGUGAACAGAUAAUUUUGUAAGGAAUGUUUGUAAGUCAAUCAUGGCAAGUUUGGCUUUCUGGUAUUUCAUAGGAUUACUUUUUGAAAGGGCCCAAAAGUGAAACUUGCCUCCUCGUUUAUUCGUCCUCAUGAGGUUUUAAAUCUUUCUGGCUUUGUUUUUUCUGUUAAAGCCAAAAGAAAAUAUUGUGAAGAAAGCUGGUUGCUGGCAACCAUCGACUUCCAUAGUAGGAAAAAGUAUUACUAUGCAAGUCAACAGGUGCCAGUGUUUGGUUGCAUAAAACACCUUAAAAAUAAUUUUGCCUUAGGGUUUCCUUAAUAUUAAGGGUGUUGCAUAAAAUAAAAAUGAAAUGUUACUAAAGGGUUUCUAUAGACCAUUUCAAUGUGGUCAAGUCAUUGGCUCAAGUACAUUUCCUGCUUAUCAAACUAUUUCAUAACUGUAACAAGAGGCAAUUCAAUCAUAACUUGAUGUUAAAACAGCUAUCGUACCAUUAUUUAUCAAUAUGUGGCUCUUUUUGGAUUCUUGGAAGCUAUAGCAAUUAAACAGGUAAACAAGAAACACAUUGGGACCAUUGUUUUUGUUUACAUCCCUCAAAAAGGUCUAUGAUUUAAAUGUCACAGAACACUCAUUUCUCUUAAAUGUUUUUUUUUUCUCUUAAGUAAACUGCUAAAGUGUUGCAUGAAGUGACUUAACUUAAGCUAUUUCCCUAAGUCUAAAGUUGGGAAAACUUGACUUUACGAGUUUCACUAACACAAUUGAUGAAAAACUUUUGCUAGAAUAUAGAUUUGAUUGUCAUGCAAGAUGUUAGUUAUAUCUAAUUAUAGAAAGCUGUUUGCCGUUUUGUGUAUCUGUGCGUUAACUUGAGCAUUCAUAUGCAUAGUGACAGUAGACUAGAUGAAAGAGUGCUCACUACACAACUGUAUACAGAUGCAGUGCGAGCGACUGUUGAGUUUAUUCUAGACAAUAAACUUGUCUUGUCUAGUCAGUGUCUCGGCACAUUCAAAUUGCUGCUUAUGAUGAUUUAUGAGUCUUUUUUUCUUCUUGUCCAAUAAGUUUUCUGUAAAAAUGCCACAAUGGUUACAAUAUGAGUAACAAUAUUGUUUACACGGUAUAUUGUAAAUAUUAAUAAUAUUGUAAAUAUAACAACAAACCUUUGUCAAUGUUGUGAAACACCUAACGGUUUCCCUUGCCUUACUGUUUUAGAGAACUGUUUAAGGGAUUAUGCAGCACCCUUAAAUGGUUCACUUAGGUAAGGGGAAAUUAACCCCUUAAGUCAUAGUUAAUAAAAAAACUUAAGGUGCUUAUGCAACUGGGCACAGGCUGCCGGCAACCAGCAUUUUUCAAAAUAUCUACUCUUGUGUUUAACAGUAUAAAGAAACUCAAACAGGUUUUGAAUAAGUGAUGGCAGAAUUUGUAUUUUUCGUUGAACUACUCCUUUAAGCAGCCUAUGAUGGACUGUUUGCAACUGAAUAUACAUCUUCUAAUACUACUAUCAUACAACAGUUAUUUUUAUAUUGUUCAUAUUGGCCAAGUUGUUUAUUAUCCACCUUAUUUUUCACAUAAGAGCAGGUAUGGUUGUUUGUAAAUUUAAUGUGUUUGGCUUCUGUUGUCAGUUGAUAUCAGCUAUUUUUAACUGUGGAAAAAACUUGUUUUGCUGUUUGAUAGUGCAAACUGGUAUUUUUUUACUGUUUUAUUUUAAAAUACAAAUGUGUAAAACACAUUGGUUUAUACUGUGGUUUAAAUUGUUUUUCAGUUUCAGCACUUAAAAAAUAAAAACAAUUAUUUCAGAGAAUUAAAAGUCUCAUUGAGAAAUAAGGUGGAUAUUGUAAAUUCUUAAAAGUAUUUCAUGGUGUCCAGUGUAAGCUGAGUGACGUUAAAGAGUUUUGUUAAAGAGAUGGAUUUUACUUUAUGAUGACCAUUUUAUUUUCAGUUUCAUUUACUACAGUGUUCCUUACAGAAGGGUUUCAUUCACCAGUAAAUCAGAGUUAGUACGGAGUGAUUUAACAAUAUUAUAGACGUUUCUAGAUUUACACUCCAUUCCGUGGAUUGUUUGGUGAACAUAAAGUUUGAUGCUUUUGUCUUAUUUCUUUGGAAAUAUUUUCAUUGAUGAUGGAAAAAGAAAAUCUGUAAUUGACCAUGUAUUAUUGAAAAUGUAAGUUACUUUCACAUAAAUGAGUUUGCGUUUUACAAAGGGCACUUAGUUCUGUAUUCGAAAAUAAUUACUGUGUUUUUAAAUUGUGUGAUCACAACAUAGGAGCGCCAGACCAUGUCUAAUUACAAAUAAAUUGUUACCAAUAAAGUUUUAUAGUUUGUGUUAUUGAAGUGUAAAUAUACAGGGCUGCUCAAAAGUUUACAUAGAAAUAAUAAAAAAUGCAUGUUAUUUUUUAUUUGGUACUGUUCUGAGAAAGACAUUUUACAUACAAGUUUUUACAUAUAUUUCACUAGACAAAAAUAUAGCUGAAAUUAUUCAAAUAACCCCCUGAUAAAGUUGACAUAGUUUUCAAAACUGUGUGUGGUUUAACUCGAUGAAUUACAAGUGUGAGUUUCUUGUUUGUUUUGUACAGUUAAACUGACUGAUACUUCAGUUUUUCAGCAUCUUCUGCAGAUCUGAACCCUUUCCAGCUAUGACUGUAUGAUUGUGACAUCCAUCUUUUUACUCUGAGGAUAACUGAGGUUCUCAAACACUGGGGUUUAAUACUGAUUAAAUGAAAAAUAUAAAUGUAUUUCAACAGAUUAAAAAAUUUGACCUCUUCA